Mercenaria mercenaria is the source of this 9131-nucleotide messenger RNA. RefSeq names its product helicase POLQ-like. Lineage: Eukaryota; Metazoa; Mollusca; Bivalvia; Venerida; Veneridae. The transcript has 19 exons. The coding region runs from base 131 to 4174 and encodes 1347 amino acids. The record is from RefSeq and is a predicted model, not a curated record.
CCGUGCAAAAAGAGCGCAGAAUUUUAAAGAAAAGAAAACUCAUUAUAGAGAUCUAGUAGCGUAUUUCCAUGUUCGCCGCAAUGUUUACGCAAUAUUUUUUUAUGUAUGGCAAGUUAGAAAGGAAGACAAUAUGUUAGAGGUUGAGGAAGGACCCAGUAGAAGGGUGUCUAGAGGAAGAAAGAGAGGGUCUUAUGUACAGGAAGAAGUGAAAAGAAAUGAUACUGAUCAGAAAGAAAAAUGUCUUAGAUCAUCGAAGAAAUCAGGAGACUCUGAUUGGUUCCGGAAUUCCUUCCAAUCAGAUCGAGCCAGAGCAAUUAGUCCAGAUUAUACCUGUAACAGGUGCCCUUCUUCUUCAACUCCAAAGGCGAAGAGGUCACGGAGACUGUCUGUAGAAAAAGAAAACCUGAACACUAGUGAUGCUUUGUUUGCAGACCUUGAUAUUGACACACUAACAUCACAGGCUUUAUCCCAGUCUCAGGCUACUGGCUCCCCAAGUUCUAAAAAUAAAUACAGCACAAAAAGUUGUGGUAAAGAAAGUGAUAUUUCUGUGUAUAAAGGUUGUGAAGUUAAAGACAGUAAAAAUGAAUGUUUAGGAGAGAAGGGAGUUGUAAGUUUACAGACGAGUACUAGUGAGUCUCAGAGUCAGUACUUUGUUGAAAGGUUUGGAAAUUACCGCCCUACACAGCCUGUAGAAAGGAAAGAGAUAUUAAUUGAUAGCAAAGUUUUGUCUUCACAAGGGAGGAAUGAUUCUUCAUUCAGUUUUUCAUUUGUUGGUUAUGAUACCCAAAUGCUUGAUCAGACUGUGUCAGUAAAUUCCACCUGUGAUAAAAUAAACCAGUCUGUUUUUAAAGUGACAGAUGUUGGACCUAAAGAUGGUAAUUUAAGAGACAAAACAUGUGACACCCAAGUUGAACACAGUCAGUUGAAAUUUGACCAGGGACAUCGCACGCUUCGUCGUACUCCAUACUUUAAAACAGCAGACUUGUCUGUUUCUAUGGUAAAUACUCAGGAUGUGCCUCAAAUUGAGAACCAGUCUCAGUUUUGUAUUCCAGAUGGGACACAGUCUAAAGAAUAUGCACCAGUUCUGGAUACUACACAGUUAAAGGAUGAUGAAGGGUUUAAGUACAGGUGCACUCCAUACAAAACAAAGUCUAGGGACUUGUGUACACCGACACAGACUCAGUGUGAACUAAUGGCUGGUACCCAGUAUAAGGCAUAUCUACAUGAAAGCUAUAAAGAUUCCCAGAGUCAGUUACCCCUAACAUCUUACAGUAAACAGUCACAAAUCGGUGACAGGGAGAAGCUUGGAGUGUUGUCCUCACAGUUUCAACAAGACUCGCAGAUUCCGUGCACAGGUAUAUGUGAUAUGACUGGUGUUAUUAUAGAUUCGCAAAACAAAGACACGGAAACAUUAGCAAAUACUUCCGACUGUGAUAUGUUUACUGACAGCUUUUGUGACGAUAACUCUUCAAAUAAUGUUUGCAGUACAAAUCAUCAAGUGAAAUCCAAAGAAUUAGACACUGGAAUAACCAGUCAUACUCAGAGUUUGAAUUGUUCUGAGUCUAGUCAAAUUACGCAGACAAGAAGGCCGUCUCUAGAUGAUGACUUGGAAUGUAUGAUGCAAGAGUCACAAAAUCUCCGCAAGUCAAGAACGAAGGAUGGAAUUCAAAAUCAACUCAGUAUUCAGAAUUGUUCUAAACCGGAAAGUGAAAUAGAAAAUAAGAAAGUCUGCUUAGGGUCGACCAAGAUUUCUGGUAUUGUUAAUGAGAAGAAGCAGAAAGUUUCUGUGACCAAUCUAGUACAGGAACAGUCUCUGUCUUAUGGUGAUAAAAAUAAGUCAGAGAUACAGUCUGAACUAAGGCCACAGUCUACAGUAGGACUGGUUCCCAACUUACCUACAACACCAGGAGGAGCUGGCUCCCUGCAAGAUAGAAUAAAGAAAAGAUUGAAGGAGAAUGCAGGUCGCAGGACACCUCAAGGUCCGGGUGUUCUAAUGGAACAGUUACGAGAGCAGGUUCUAGAACGAGUUCAUUUAGAAGCUGAAAUAACAAAAGAAAUGUCAGACAGUGAUAUUGGGCCCUUCUAUGGACUCCCAACAAAAGUGAAACAUCUGUUUGAAAAUUAUAGAGGAAUAAAGACUCUUUAUGGUGAGUUGUUUACAAUAUUUUGUCUACAUAUGCUGGGAGAAGGUGGUAGCCGUGGUUCAACACUGGAAUCUACACUAAUGAAGAUACUCCAUUCUGCAAGUGCAGCUCAGGUGAUAGGAAUGAGUGCUACAUUGAACAAUAUUGAAGACCUUCAGAAGUUCUUGAAUGCAGAGGUCUACUGUAAUGACUUCAGACCGGUGACACUGACAGAACAUGUGAAACUAACAGAAAGUAUAUACAGAGUAGACCAGAAAGCCAAAUGUCCAGACGAUCAGUUCAUACAUGAUAGAAUAGUGUGCUUUCAGUAUCCCCCAGAGAUGACAAAAACGGAUCCUGAUCAUGUGUUGGGCCUGGCAUUGGAGGUUAUACCAGAUAACUCUUGUCUUGUCUUUUGUCCUACCAAGAAAAACUGUGAAAAUGUGGCUCUCAUGUUGAGUAAACUUAUGGCUAAAUAUAAAAGAGAAUUAUCCGAGGUUAAGAAAAAAGAAAGGAGGGCAUUAUUGAAGGAGUUAAACAAUGAUUCUGAGGGGAAAAUAUGUCCAGUAUUACAGUACACAAUACACUUUGGUGUAGCAUACCAUCACAGUGGACUGACAGUUGAUGAACGUAAACUUAUAGAAGAGGCAUAUAGUGAAGGAAUUCUUUGUCUUCUAGCAUGUACUUCUACAUUAGCAGCAGGGGUCAACCUGCCAGCUAAAAGAGUGAUACUGAGAAGCCCAUAUGUGGGUCAAUACUUUAUCUCACGGAGUCAGUACAAACAGAUGGUUGGUCGGGCUGGUAGAGCUGGUAUAGAUACUUCUGGAGAAUCCAUUCUUAUCUGCAAGGCUUCAGACAGGGAGAAGGUGCGGGAUUUGUUAGCUGGACCAGUAGAGAGUUGUCACAGUAGUUUGCUAUAUAAUGAAGGGAAAGGUAUUAGGACCCUUCUUCUGUCUACCAUUGGUCUCAAGAUAACAACAACAACUGAAGAUGUUUUCAAGUUUGUGAGUAGAUCUUUGGCACAUUGCCAACAGUCUGUGCUGGGUACUGAUGUAACAUCUGUGUGUCGUGAUUCUCUACAGAGACUAGUAGACAGUGGACUGGUUCUCCAGAUCAAAUCACAGUCUGAGGAUCCAGAGCAAAACUUAUGUCACAGUCUAGAGGUGACUAGGAUAGGGAAAGCUACAUUUAAAGGUCCUAUAGAUCCAGACUAUGCGGAGAUGUUAUACAAGGAUUUGAAGAAGGCUGAGGAACCUCUGGUAAUCUCUAAUCACCUACACCUACUGUAUCUAGUCACACCAUAUGAUGUUGUCAAGGAUAUAACACCAUCCUGGUUUAUCUAUUUCAAUCAGAUGAGCCAUUUGAACAGUUCAGAACUGAAGGUAGCCAGCCUGAUAGGUGUACCAGAGUCAUACAUAGCUAGGAAAGCAUCUCAGCAGAAAUCUAGACAGAAAGUGGAUGAGUUUGUUGUAUCCCGAUUUUACCUGACCUUGAUGCUGUAUGACCUUUGGAGAGAGAAGUCGGUGUGGGAGGUGGCAGAAAAGUUCCAGCAACCUCGAGGAUUUAUACAGAGCCUGUUGUCCAGUGCAGCAAGUUUUGCUAGCUGUGUUACACACUUCUGUCAGGAAUUGGAGGAGUUUUGGGCAUACCAGGAUUUGAUGGGAAACUUUGUGAAGAAGUUGUCAUAUUGUGUUACAUCUGAACUUAUACCACUAAUGGAAAUACCGGGAGUUAAACUUGGUAGAGCAAGGCUGAUGUAUACAGCAGGUUAUAAGACAUUGAGUUCUGUAGCCUCAGCCAACACAGAGGAUCUUGUGAAGUCUGUACAAUACAUGCCACGGAAGGCAGCUAAGCAGAUCAUUGCUUCUGCAAAGUUACUGCUCAGUGAGAAGGCUGAGGCUAUGAUGGAGGAAGUGGAGGCAUUGGUUACCAUACCGCUGUUUGUUAGUAACAAUGUUACCAUGGAAACCGAUACAACACCAGCACCAGUAACCCCAGGGCUCUCUCAGUCGUCGAUCUCAAGUGAUAUUGAUGCAAGGCUAAACAUUUGAAAAUAAAAUGAUGUGAAAAUGGAAAAUAGUAAAGUAAGAAAGCAUUCUGUCAAAGGAUUUGAUACACUGAGUUUGACAGUAUUUUAUGAAUACUGUAAGCCCUUCAUUAAAGGAGCAUUGAUAAUGUGAAGAUGUGAUAUAGUGUAUCCUGAAAGUAGUCUCAGAAAAUUUUGGAUAAGACUUCCUUGUGAAUAAGAAAAGAAAAAAACUUUAUUAGCACUCCAUCGAGGAAGUAUUGAGGAUUAGAAAAUGAACUGUUGUGUAUUUUGAAAAUAUUCUACGUGAGUUUAGGAUAACACUUGUUUUUGAACAAGGAAAAGAAACUCUGCAAUAGAUCUUCAUUGAAAGAGCAUUGACAAUUUAAAGAUAUGAUAAUAAAGUCUAUUUUGAAAUUAGUCGGAAAGUAAAGGAUAUCACAUAUCUGUGAACAAGGAAAACAAAAGACUUUCAUUAGCACUGUAUUAAAGGAGUGUUGAUUAUAAAUAUGUGAUAUGGUGUAUUUUGACAAUACUUUUCAAGAAGGUAGGGUAAGUCAAGUUUCAGGACAAGGAAAAGAGACAUUGGAGUAGGAAAACUGACAAACUGGACAUGAAAUACAGUGUAGAUUGAAAAUAUUGCAAGGUGUUUAUGAUAGCAGUUGCCAAUGAAUAAGGCAAGCAGAGACUGUAUUAACACUUUAUGAAAGAGAACAUUGACGAAACUUCAGAAGAUGUGAUAUAGUGUAAACAGCAAUUUUCUCAGGGACUUUUUGGUUACAGUUGGCAGCAGUCACGCAAGUACCUUUAACUGUUGAGCAAUGCAUGUUGAGAAUUUAUUUAUGGCAAGUUGAUAGUGUUUACAGAUUACCUCAUACUGCUGGAACCGAAUUCAUUAACAUAUUGAAUGAAGACAUUAAAUUGCUUCAUUUUAUAUAGAUCUAGACUACUGAUAAAUGAAAUUAAUAUUACUUUGAUUAAGUUCUAAGAAUUAUUUGGCAAUAAGAUGUGCAAGUUUAAAUUCUAGAUGCAAUAUGUUGAUGAAUGUCCAUUUUUGUACUAAUGAGUUUCUAGAUUUGUAACAAGAAAUAUGCACAAGUUCUGAAGUGAAGAUAUUGCAUGACUGGAGGAACAAGUGCAUCUUCCUUGGUGCAGAGCUGAUACUGUGACAUUGUUUAAUUUCAUAGGAAUGAAAUUUGGAGGGUAUUUUUUGUUGUUUCCAAAAUCGCUCUUCUGUUGGGAUAUUCUUAAGUGGAUUGGAUUUCCACUUCUGAUGGUAAAGAUGAUGGGAAUUUAACUUCUUUGGGAUUUAAUUUAGUAGACUGCCACAACUGCAGAUCCAUAAAAAACUAUUCCCUCAUGAAUAUUAAGAAUUUCACAGUAAUGUUGUUAUUACAUUAUAAGCAUUUACAAUUACUAGAAUUAUGUUUUUGUUGUUUUUAAGAGUUAAUAAUACUGUCCAAAUUGAAAGAUUGACAUUUUCAUUUUAGAAAUUGAGCAGGAUAGGGGUUAACUCUGAAAUCAUUGUUAUGUUUUAUGAAAAUUUAGAGGUCGUUAAAUAGUGUAUGCAGUUUUCAAUUUUUGCUGAAAUCUGUCCGUACUUGACAGUUGAUAUCUUUUUAUUUUGUUACAACAAGAGUGUGGAGUUAGAAGAAUUGUUUGUAUAAGAAUAAUUGAUGUUAACUGCUUUCCUAGACUUGUAGCCAUAUUGAGAAGUAUCUACAGCAUUAUACUUUAUGUUAAAGUUAUUAUCUAUUAUUUAUUAGCAUUAUUAUUUAUUUAUGUUAUCACCAAUACAGGUGAAAUUGUCAUAAAAAUUCAGAUUGUUAUUUUGUACUUUAAAUAAAUAUUGACACUAGGACACUAUGGAGCUUACUUAGAGAAUUUUUUAGUGUUUACAAAUGCAUACAGUUUACUGAGCUUUUGAGAUGUAUAGAUGAAAACAUAAAUUGACUUUAAUGAAAAAGUUUGAUUAAUAAUUUGUUUGGCAAAAUGAAAACAAAAUUUUCCAGUAUAACUUUUAAUGAAGAAAAAAAAGUAUUUUGCUCUCUGCUUUUCAUUUUGUUACAGUGACAGAAUCUAUUUUAUAAUAUAUGUGUGGAUUGUAUACGGUAUAAAAAAUAUUAUUUUAGAUGCACCACUAAGAUCUGCGUUUUUGUUACAAUUCAGUGCUGACCAUGCUGACUGAUUAUAGUCUAUCGCUCAAUGAUUUUGCUCAUUUUUAGAUAAAUUAAUGCAUUAAUAGUUGUAUCUAAAACAAUGCUGAAUAAUUUACUGUUCAUGAGUCUAAAUGAUUUAAUUAAAACCCAUUAGUGUUGUUGGUGUUUAACAGUUUUUGUCUAUACAGUUUGUGAAAGGGACUGCAGGAAGUUGUGGUGGUGGAGACAUUUGCCUGGUUCAAGUCUUCCUGUUAUAAUAAACAGUUGAAGGUUCAUGAAACAGGUGUUUGAUAUUGUUAGCCACCUUCCUUCUUCCUGUGUAGAUAAAAAGCUCAACACAUUUGUCAUCUCCAUAAGUCUUAUCUUUUCAGUAUGUUGGUACAUCAGGGCAUCUACAUAAUUUUUAUCAAUGAUUUUUUUUUCAAAACAACCUGUGACUUCUUGUAGUGGAAAAUGUAAGAUGAUAAAUCUCGAAAAUGUCCAAAUUUGAAACCUUGACAACAAAGGACAUUUUAUGACAACAGACACAUUCCUGAUAUUAAAGCAAUGAUGUCUUUUAUCUUCCUCUUCCCUCCUUGCUCUAUGAGAAACUGAAUAUCUAGGCUGUUAUCUGUUCUCCUCUCCCUCCUUUUUUAGCUCACCUGUCACGUAGUGACAGGGUGAGCUUUUGUGAUCGCCCGUCGUCCGUCCGUCCACAAUUUCUUGUGAACAAGAUAGAGACAACAUUUUGCAAGCAAUUUUGGUCAAACUUGUACAAAACUUGUAUUGGCAUGAUAUCUCAGUUUCUUUCGAAAACUGGCCAGAUCCCUUAAUGGGUUCUAGAUAGAGUUAUUGCCCCUUAAAGGGCCAGAAUUUGCUAUUUUUGUGCGUCAACAAUUUCUUGUCUGCACGAUAGUGGUUUCAUUUAUGAUUUUAUUUUAACCAAACUUGCACACAACUUGUAUCACCAGAAGAUCUUGGUUCCUUGCUUGAACUGGCCAGAUCCCAUUAUGGGUUCCAGAGUUAUGGCCCCUGAAGAGCCAAAAUGAGCUAUUUUGACCUUGUCUGCACAGUAGCAGCUUUAUUUAUGAUUUGAUUUUUACCAAACUUGCACACAACUUGUAUCACCAUAAGAUCUUAGUUCCUUUCUUGAACUGGCCAGGUUCCAUUACGGGUUCUAGUGUUAUGGCCCCUUAAAGGGCCAGAAUUAGCUAUUUUGACCUUGUCUGCACAAUAGCAGCUUCAUUUAUGAUUUGAAUUUAAUCAAACUUGCACAAAACUUGUGUCACCAUAAGGUCUUGGUUCCUUUUUUGAACCGGCCAGAUUCCAUUAUGGGUUCCAGAGUUACGGCCCCUGAAAGGGCCAAAAUUAGCUAUUUUGACCUUGUCUGCACAAUAGCAGCUUCAUUUAAGAUUUGAAUUUAAUCAUACUUGCACAAAACUUGUGUCACCAUAAGAUCUUGGUUCCUUUGUUGAACCAACCAGAUCCCAUAAUGGUUGUGCAGAACCCAUGAGUCAGCCAUGCCGGCUCAAGGUCAAGGUCACAACUCUAGGUCAAAAGUUUGAGCCUUCCAUUUUGUGUCCGCUCUAUAUCUCUUAAACCCCUUGAAGGAAUUUUAUAAAACAUGGGUCAAAUGAUCACCUCAUCAAGACGAUGUGCAGAACCCAUGAGUCAGUCAUGCCGGCUCAAGGUCAAGGUCACAACUUAGGGUCAAAGGUUUGAGCCUUCCAUUUUGUGUCCGCUCUAUAUCUCUUAAACCCCUUGAAGGAUUUUCAUCAAACUUGGGUCAAACGAUCACCUCAUCAAGGCGAUGUGCAGAACUUAUGAGUCAGCCAUGUCUGCUCAAGGUCAAGGUCACAACUGAAGGUCAAAGUUUUGAGCCUUCCAUUUCGUGUCCGCUCUAUUGGCCAGUUUUUCAACUCUAGCACUAAGAAAGGCUUAAACCAGUAUUAGUUAAGCCAUCGCUCAACCUUGUUUUCUAACGGAUUAUUAAUACUCGGCGGGUAUAUUUGCGAUGUAUUAGCUAAGCCUUCGUCACACACUAUGAACAUGUAGAUACAGUCAUCGGACCGUUUCGCUGUAUUUUUACAUAUAUAAAACGUGUUACUUUGGUGAUUUACUACUUUCGUAAAAGAAAUUGUCAUAGAAAUAAUAGAAAAAUACAAAGACACAUUAAAACACAAAAGCACUAGCGCCCGUCUAUUAAAUGAAAAAAAAAAUGCUGGGAAAAGGUGAAUUUAAUUCAAGGUAAGACUACAAGCAUUCCUAUGUUUGCUCACUGUCCUAUUGUUUUCAUUAUUCCUAAAUGUUCCACCUUUCACGUACAAAACACAUGCAAUAUGCACUUGUAAUUAGGAAUGCAUUUGUAAAUUUAAAUUAAUAGUAUAGGUACUCAAACUGCACUUGCAAGUGCAUGAAUUUCAAAAUCCACACGUCAUUGAAAGGAGACGUAUAUAUGUUGACGUGCUUAUCCAUUACAUAUUUUGCGUUACAUGUAAUUAUAAUUAAUUACAUGCACUUAUAUAUUUAUGCUUGCACGUAUAUUUUGAAACAUGUACAAACGUAGCGAAUUUAGUAAAGUUAAAAUUGAAGAGUUGAAUCUGUUACUUUUUUAGCUCGACUUUUCAAUAGAGCUUUUGCAUUCGCCCCAAAGUCAGUGUUGGCGUCGGCGUCGCCUUUGGUUUAAGUUUUUUAGCUCACCUGUCACAAAGUGACAAGGUGAGCUUUUGUGAUCGCGCGGUGUCUGUCGUCCGUGCGUGCGUGCGUGCGUCCGUAAACUUUUGCUUGUGACCACUCUACAGGUCACAUUUUUCAUGGGAUCUUAAUGAAAGUUGGUCAGAAUGG